This is a messenger RNA of Gongylonema pulchrum, 402 nucleotides long. The record is from the annotation of a GenBank genome assembly. NCBI's taxonomy places the organism in Eukaryota, Metazoa, Nematoda, Chromadorea, Rhabditida, Gongylonematidae.
AUGUCGUCAGCGGCGCAACAGUACCGUAAUGAGAAGCAAUUCAUUGAGGAGGCGAUUGCCAAAGUUCGCGAAGUGGUCCACACUGCACCCAAAAACGACAUCAUCCUUGCCUUGCAUGAUUUCGAUUUCGACGUCAACAAGACCAUCCAGGCCUUCUGCGAUGAUGGAGCACAGAGCGCACUGGAUGCCUGGGAAAGACCGGCAGCCGGAACGAACAAGAAGAAGAACCAGAAGAAAAAGCAUAAGAAGACCAAAGAACAUCGUUAUGCAGCAGCAGCAGUGCCAUCCACAAUCUCAUCCGCAGUAUCUGCACCGCCUUCUGCUCUCAAGCCGAUGGAUGAAACGAUCGUAGCUCCGAUUACUAACGGUGAGAAUACACUGCCUUUAGUGCUUCUGUCAUGA